AUGUAUGCAUUGGGCUAUGCGCCAACAAGAACAUCUAGUGAUCAAGCAAUUGUUUUUGAUUGUCAACAUUCUGUUUGUCUUGAAUGUUUCAAAGAUUAUGCAAUUAGUAGUUUAAAUUCAAGAAAUUUCGUUUUUCAUCCAACCAUUGGUUAUACGUUAGGAUGUCUUGAACAAUGUCCGAAUACAUUGAUCAAAGAUUUACAUCAUUUUCAAUUGAUUGGAAAAGUAAAUUAUGAAAAGUAUAAAAAAUUCGCUGCUGAAGAGUAUGUUGUCAAUAAUGGUGGCCUGUUAUGUCCGACAGUUGGUUGUGGAUGCGGUUUGUUAAUUGAUGAUAAGGAAACUAACCGCAAAAUUGUUUGUCCUGAAUGCCAUACAACAUUUUGUCGUGAGUGUAAAAGUGUAUGGAAUGAUGAGAAACCGUGUUGCUUAGAUAGAACCACACUUAAAGAGAAUUAUUUACUUCCAUUACCGGACGAAAAAAAUCAAAUAAUGCAAACACAUGUUUAUGUACUUCAUGAGUGGAUGGAUUUUAAUUUUGUUUGGAAUCCAAAGGCUUAUGGAGGCGUUGAUAGAAUUCAAAUUCCCAGCGAUCAGAUUUGGAAACCAGAUAUAGUCCUUUAUAAUAGUAGGAGAGAAAAUGCUAUUAAAACAGCUGACAAUAAAUGUACACUGCUUUUUUCUGUUUUAAAAGAUGCCGAUGGUGACUAUCAGAUUACUACUAGAUCAAAAGCUGUGAUACGAUAUGAUGGACAAGUUCAAUGGAAUCCACCAAUGAUUUAUAAAUCUUAUUGUUCAAUUGAUAUUCAAUAUUAUCCAUUUGACAUUCAAAAUUGUACCAUGAAAUUUGGUACAUGGACAUAUCAUGGUUUAUUAGUCAAUUUAAUAUUUAUCACAGAAGAUAUACCUAUUAUUGAGCAAGGAUGGGAUUUGGAAGAUUUUCAACCGUCUAUUGAAUGGGAAAUUCUAAAUUUACGUGCCAUUCGUCAUGAAAAAGUAUAUCAGUGUUGUGUUGAAACUUUCAUCGAUCUGACAUUCACAUGUACUGUUCAAAGAAAACCAUUAUUUUAUAUUGUUAAUCUCAUUGUUCCAUGUGUAAAUAUAUCCGUAUUAGCAGUUUUAGUGUUUCUGUUACCAAGUGAUAGUCGAAAAAAGAUCACGUUAAGUAUAUCAAUUCUUGUUGCAUUACUUGUCUUCUAUUUAUUAUUAAUUGAAUUGAUUCCUCCUACAUCGUUGGUAAUACCAUUACUUGGCAAAUAUCUUCUAUUUACACUUGUUCUAGUCAAUUUAUCCAUUAUUCUCACCAUUAUUACAUUGAAUGUUCAUUUUCGACGAUAUCCAACAAAUUUAUUACCAAAAUGGUUACAUCGAUUUUUAAUUGGUUUUUUACCAAAAAUAUUAUCUAUGGAACGACCAAUAAAACUUACUAAAACAUCAGCAGACUAUAAUAAUAAAAAGUUUUCGUCAAGUUUGUCUUCAUGUAAAGAUCAUCUGGUAGAUGAAACAAUUUUUUCAGAUUUAAAUUGUAUGGAAAUGGUCGAAAGUAAUACAAAAACAUCAAUAGAUAAAAAAAAUAAAAAUAUAUCUUCUACAACAAAUGAUUAUCAACACUUACUCUCAUCAUUUUAUACGGAUAAAAGACGACAACAUUUGGCAAGAGUGACAGCUGAUCAUAUCGAUUAUAUUGCUGAACAAAUAAAAAAUGCGAAAGUGGAAAAAGAGAUCGCCGAAGAUUGGCGUUUUAUUGCGUUGGUUCUUGAUCGUUUAUUUUUAAUUAUAUUUGCAUUUGUUAGCGUUGUUGGCACGUUGAUAUCCUUAUUAAAAGCUCCAUCCAUAUACAAUCAAAAAAAACCAGUUGAUCGUUAUUGUUAUUUGUAUUAUCCGCCCGUCAACGAUUCCAUAUGGGCCAAAAGAUGUGUCACAGAAUUGAAUAAGCGAUAG
Didymodactylos carnosus is the source of this 1938-nucleotide messenger RNA. Lineage: Eukaryota; Metazoa; Rotifera; Eurotatoria; Philodinida; Philodinidae. The record is from the annotation of a GenBank genome assembly.